AUGGCCCACUUCAACGACAACUUCAUGAAUUUCACGCCCGUGGACAACUACGUGAUCACCCGCAUUGUGCCGGGAAAACCAUACGACCCUACCUCCCCACCAGUAUUCUAUCCUGCGAAAGAUUCCGACGAGCUCUUCGAUGCGCUCCGGACAGCUUUCCCACAUGUCAAAUCUCAUCCCGAGCGCAUGCGGGAUGCCAUGAUCAAGUUCCUCAUGGAGGAGCGCCAGGCCGAGCAGAUGCAGCCUGCGUUCGCACCAACUGCUGCAACCACGCCAGUAACCUUCCAGCAGACGUGGCCAUCCAUGUCGUCCUCUGGUACUUCUUCUACUUGGAGCAGUCCGGAGACCCUGGACCUCGCAACUCCAAUAUUCGGCAUGUCUCCUGGACCUAUGGCACCUCCACCACUCACGAGGCAGUACUCCACAGCACCUUCUGUGGCGGCACCUUCUACAGCUGAUUCGACUUCUCCUGUUGCGAUCGAGGAUAUGACGACGGUGUUCAGCAUCUCCACCACAGGCCAGCCAAAGCAGCGUGUGCGUCGGAGGAUGACCGAGGCGGAGAAGGCUGAGUAUCGCAAGCGCAGGAUCGUGAAGGCCUGCGAUUCUUGCUCCCGGCGGAAAAGAAAGUGUUCGCAUAAUCAACCGGAGAUGGAGACGCUUGCUUCCAAGCAAAAGAUUACCAAGCCACGACAAACAUUAGCGGCAGCCACGGGCCAAAACAUACAGCAAGCCUUGGUCAAUUUCGACGACCUCGAUUUUGGCGAUCAUUUCGCGGCAGACAUCCAACUGUUCGAUAAUUUUACCAACGAUCUGGAGGAUCCCCUCCACUACAUGCAGUACGAUCAGCAGAAGAAUUUCGACCACCUUCUUGGCGCUUCUACAAACAAUUUAUCUGACCAUCAAUAUCAAUUUGAUGGUCAGCCGGAUUGGGCUACAAACGGUAGCUCAUCUGACUGGGGCGUACAAGACACACCACAACACGAAAUAGAGCUUGCUCACGCAAGAGCUCGUGCUACAAAUGCAGCUCAACUACAAGAUGUGAACGCUCAAUUCGAAGCCGAUCACCUCAGAAGCGAUUUCCACCCGCAUCGUCUGUUCUCGACCAUCAAUACUCGAAGCAGUUCGCAGAGCUCAAGUGGUAGCGGCGGACCAUCGCCGAGCGGCAAUCGUAUGCUCUGGGAGCAUCUGCGUACAGGACAGAUCGAGCCGACGCACACUGCGCACCUUCACGAGGCACUAUCAGCUGCGCUUGUCAACGAAGACACUGGCGGUUCCGAGACGGGACACAGUAUCCGUAGGCAAGAACGGACUUCGUGGGCGUCCAGCGUACUGGCUGUGACAGGCACAGCCAAGGCAGUCCGGGCUUUUGGCAGAGUGCUACAAUCCAACGGGCCGACGCGCAUUUCGCUACAGCUCAUCAGGAUGUCCAAUGUGAUCAGCACCGUCGCGCACUCGCGACAGCCUGCUCACAAUGGUGGUCCGAUGGCGACAAGUCAAGCCUCGAAUCCACAAGGCUACUUUGGUCUGAAGCAGAAUCUCCUCAACAAAUUCUCUGCUUUGGACGCCAAAGACCCUAUAGCGGAUGCUGGCAAGCAACAACGUGAAGGCUACAAGGCUUCGAGGACUUCUCCUGCUUUGUCUUCUGACGAGCAAGCUUCGAGAGGCUUGGGUAUGGAAAUGGCAUCUACCUCCGUGCCAUUGAACAAAGGCGGAUCUCUGUUUGAAAAAGAGUCCCCAGCCCGUAAUGAAGGAAGGCCUGCUUUCACCCUUGGCGAAGGCAUCGAGAGGGCUACUAGCCCGAGUGCAGAGCUGUACAUGCUUAAGAGAAGAAUACCAAGGACGCUACAAUCUGGUGCAUCCAACGGCGGAGCGUACCAGCGGCUCGAUACCGACAACUACACUAGACCUAUACCCGGUGACCGUGAUCCGGGCCGUACCACGACUAGUCGCCAACUGCUCGUCGCAAACGCAGAUCAGGACACCAUGUUCAAGAACCUGCAUAACGGUUUCGUGACAGAUACUGCGCCACCUGGUAGUAGCAGCGGCGGCAACCUUUCUCGACUGGAUGUUUGGGCGAACCCAGGCCCAGCAGCUCACAUAGCUGUGAAGCCUGAGGCUAGCACACCGCGCCGCGAACUUGUCACCAAUGCCCACAGCAGCUCUGCUACGGACGGCCAAGGUCGCGCUGUGGUGGCGGCAUCGCCACAAUUGCAGCAGAGAGCACAGUCGGUGGAAGGCACGACUACCCGUGUGGAUGACGUUGAUAUCGUGUACGUGCACAAGAAGCGCGAUACUUUCCGACGCCGGGAUCACUUUGGUCGUGUGCAGCAAGAGCAAGAUGGCAGGGAGGCACGGGUCCGCCAGACCCAGGCCUCUGUGCCCGGCGCUGCCACUGGGCUCGACAGUAUGCUGGCUGUCGUUUGUGGUGUGCUCAUGCUGGCUACUGCAAGCAGCAUGCUCUCUGCUUCGGCAGUGGACCCAUCGCUCUUGCUGCUGGCAUUACUUAUCCCCGUCAAUGGCACGCGUGGUACGAAAGCUCUUGCAAGAUGCUGGGCUCGCUACUCGCAUGUCUAUGGCACGAUGCUGGAGAAUAUCAAGGCUUGCUAUCUUCUGCUUGUGCUUGAGACGCUGGCUUUGUUUACAGGGACAAGAUCCUGGCAAGAAGUUCCUACGUGUGAUCGAAUGCAUGAAGGUAGAAGUGGAAAAGAGAGUGGGAAUAGGAAGAUUGAUGGAGCGAUGGCACAUCGAUGGGGCAGCUGCGGUGGUGCAUUCCCGAGAUUUUGGGACGCACUGGUCUGCUAG
Recurvomyces mirabilis is the source of this 2802-nucleotide messenger RNA. RefSeq lists its product as uncharacterized. NCBI's taxonomy places the organism in Eukaryota, Fungi, Ascomycota, Dothideomycetes, Mycosphaerellales, Teratosphaeriaceae. The record is from RefSeq and is a predicted model, not a curated record. Bases 1 to 2802 code for a protein of 933 amino acids. Gene Ontology annotation, molecular function: DNA-binding transcription factor activity, RNA polymerase II-specific; zinc ion binding. Gene Ontology annotation, biological process: regulation of DNA-templated transcription. The transcript has 2 exons.